Colius striatus (speckled mousebird) is the source of this 1554-nucleotide messenger RNA. Its product is annotated as Ig heavy chain Mem5-like. NCBI's taxonomy places the organism in Eukaryota, Metazoa, Chordata, Aves, Coliiformes, Coliidae. Gene Ontology annotation, cellular component: immunoglobulin complex, circulating; blood microparticle; external side of plasma membrane. The record is from RefSeq and is a predicted model, not a curated record. Gene Ontology annotation, biological process: phagocytosis, engulfment; phagocytosis, recognition; positive regulation of B cell activation. The coding region runs from base 1 to 909 and encodes 302 amino acids. Gene Ontology annotation, molecular function: antigen binding; immunoglobulin receptor binding. The transcript is spliced from 8 exons.
AUGGCGGCCGGGCCGGGGCCGUGGCUGCUGGGCUUGGGCUUGGCCUUGGGGCCGGCAGGCGUGUGGGCGCAGCUGAGGCUGCUGGAGGCCGGCGGAGGGCAGCGAGCGCCCGGGGACUCCGUGCUCCUCUCCUGCCGCGGACACGGCCCCGACUUCGGGACGAGCACAGUGAGGUGGUACCGUCAGGCACCCGGCGGCAGCCUGGAGUGGGUGUCCCUCAUCCACUUUGAUUCAUCGCUGAUUCGAUACGGAGCAGCAGUGGAUGGCCGAGCCACUGUGUCCCGGGACAACUCCCGCUCGGAGGCAUCUCUGUCUCUCCGUGCCCUGAGCCCAGGGGACUCUGCCCGAUACUUCUGUGCUGUUCCCACCCACAGCUGGGAUAAGCUCGUCUUUGGCAGCGGGACGACUUUCACAGUGGAGCCAGGCAAUAUAAGCCACUCUGACCCUCAAGUCAUUGUGAUGAGGUCAAAGAACCUGGAAGAAGAUGGCAACACCAGGAAAGCAGCUUGUUUGGCAAGGAAGUUCUACACAAAGAACAUCCUCUUGGAGGUGUCCUCCACUGAAGUCAGAUAUGAGCAAAGUACACCCCUGCUGACAUCAGAAGGGUUGUACGAUGCUCUCAAGGUGGUCAACGUGACCAAAGGCACAGAGGUGUCCUGCACAGCCAGAUACGAUGGCAGAGAUAUUACAGCCAAUGAAACAUUGCCAGAAAAGGAGGCUGAAGGAUCAGUGGGAGAGGCUGAAGGAUCAGUGGGAGAGAAGGUCUGCAACAGCACAGACACCUCUGCACAAGAUGCUGAAGGGGAGAAAUCAAACACGCUGGCUGUGGCUGUGCUGGGCUUGAGAGUCCUGCUGGCAAAAAGUCUUGCCUUCAGUACCCUGAUGAGCAUCAAGCUGUUUGUUUUCUGAGCUGGUGGGGAAGCAAGGCAGCAGCACUCUGAAGAGCAGCUGGAGAGAGCGAGUCCCAGCAGCACAAGGGCUCCAACAGCCAACGCCAAACCUGCUGCCAACAGCCAUCCAGAACACAACGCAGCACCCUCCCCUCCAGACAGCCCACACUGCUGGCUCCUGCCUGGCUCCUGUAUUUCAUUAGAAGACUUGGAGCUGCUUUUGCUGUUUCUUUUUCUCUCUGAACUGAGGAGACUGUAUUUUUUCCUUAUCCCCCUGCUAAGGAGAAGUCGCUCACCCCACUGUUCUCACCUCUGCAGAGGAGCAUCCAGCCUGCUUCCAGAGCUUUGAAACACCCAGUCCUCAUAGAUACAUGACCCUUUAACCCAGCAUUUACAGGCAUGUUGCAUUAUGGAUGUAUUACUGCUGAGGGAAUGCAGGCAGAGUAGAUGCUGUUUAGAGCUUGAAUGAUUUUGAGGUAGCAUUACCUCAGCAAUUUUGUAGUGUGGAUGAGAAGACCUGUGUUGGAUGUGAAGUGAUUCAAUUCCACCAGAUGCUGUUCAGCCGUGGAAGUGUUUAAACCUGCAUUUCUCCUGCCAAAUGUGUGGCACACAGCAUUUUAGGCUGCAGAAGUACUGACCAAAAUAAAGCUUUAUUAAGCCUGAA